Molecule: messenger RNA, 1660 nt
Organism: Papaver somniferum (opium poppy)
Lineage: Eukaryota; Viridiplantae; Streptophyta; Magnoliopsida; Ranunculales; Papaveraceae
Exons: 4
Coding region: 394-1323 (309 amino acids)
Source: RefSeq, a predicted model, not a curated record
AGCAUUGAACUGGAAGAUGGCACUAACAAACAAAGUGAUAUUAGUUCCAUUGCCUGGCGCCUCAAAUGGCAAGUACUAAUUCAGUUUGUAGAAAUGAGAAGCUGCUGGAUGAUUAGUACGUGUACGGAGGACAACGUUCGUAGUUUCCUUUUUUGCACCAAAAGAUUUCAGGACUCGCACACAAGCCCGUUCGCAAGUUCCCGAACAGCAUAUCCGCCUCAUUUUCCAUUUUUAUUUUUUGAAAAACUCUCAUUUUCCUUAUUUAUCUCCCACAAAACAAUUCCCGCCUUCUCUCAAUUUUCCCUUCUCUAAAAUUUCUCCCAAAAAUUCUUCAAGAAGAUUCAUCCAAUGAUACAAAACAAAACCAAAUUUUCAAAGUGAUGGAAAUUCAUUAUGGAGCCUGAAAGAAGAAAUCUAAAGAGGAAACCCCUCUCAGAUUGUUCCAACAUCCUCACAACCCCAACCACCAACACCGCCGUAAGAAACCCUACAAUCCAUUCUUCUUCUAAAACAUCUCUUCUUCCCGCAAAACUAUCUAAAUCUAAAUCCAAAUUCCCUCUUUAUACUAAACAAACAGACGAGAAUUCUUUUACUACUAGUACUGGAUCUAAUAAUAACGAUGAAAACCCUAGAAUUCUUUCUAUUCCAUCCAAAUCGAAGGAAACUUCAGCUGAUUUCGGUUCUGAAAACCCUAGGAUUAGAGAACGGUCUUCUUCUCCAACUCGAUUGAGAAAACCUUUAGCUCGUUAUGAUGCAGAAAACCCUAAAGUUCAAACUCAUCCUUGGACUACUCCGCGCUUGAAAAAACCGUUAACUCGUUCUGAUGCUGAACAAAUUCAAAUCCACCCUCCCACUACUCCGCGGUUGAAGAAGCCCUUAACUCGCUCUGAUGCUAAACACCCUGGAAUUCCAGCCGAGCCUUCUACUCCUCUGAGACCGGACGACACUGAGUCUCAGAAUGAUGGGUUUCGUACGAUUUACACUAGAAGGCGGACUGUUGAGAAAACCAACGACAAAGGAAAGCAAGUCGCAUCAGCAGUACCAUUUGAUUGCUCUUCAGCAGAGAAGGCCUGUACUAGUUUGUUCCCAUCUUCAAUUAGGGAUAAUCGGGCCGUGGUAGACAGGGAAGCUGCUCAGUUUAAGUCAUGCACAGCUAUUCGUCCAAGAGCUGCAAAGAAGCAGCGACUUUCACUACCCGAUAGGCUUCCUGAUCGAAUUAUGCCACCUGACCCAGAUUUUAUUGCAAGUCAAGUAGCAUACUUCAAAGAUGUUGAUGCAUUUGAACUACAAGAAGAGUCUGUAUCAGAGAGCGAGCUGGAAUAGUUGUAGUAAAAGGAGAAAGGAAUCACUCGGUAUGGACAUACUUUCCAAGGUUGGUUAGCCAUAUAAUUCAACUGAAAGAGUAGUAGUCCCACUGCUAAGCAGGAGGGGGAGGUAGAAGCAAAAAAAACAGGGAUCUGUUGGCAGGAAAAAGCUUGGUUAGCUGUAGUGUACAAUGUAUAUUGUUAAAUGAUUGAUAUAUCCGUAACUGCAGAAUUUAGCCAUAGGAAAUGUAACAUCAUCAUAAACUACGUGAGUGCGAGUGAUUCUUAUAAAUCUCUUCAAGAAUGUAAGGAUUGAUAUUUUUUAACAAACUGGACAAAUAACUCCUGUAACCCAA